AUGGUGGAUGAGUACAUUUGCAUCAAUUGUUGUCACCCGUCAUCCAGUCUUUUCCUAAAGUACAGUGAUAAUGGUAUCCGACUCACGCCAUGUUCUAACUGCGGCAGAGCUGUGGACGCAUAUAUCGAAUAUGACAUUGUGCUGGUAAUAAUUGACCUCAUGCUGCAGUAUAUUGAAGCGUAUCGACACUUCCUGAUGAAUACCGGCAACAACCGCUACUGUCACAAGCUGUGCAUUAUUUUUAUGCUAUGCAAUGCCUAUAGCAAAUGGAUAAGAUGGCGGAUAAUGUCUGGUGACGAGAACGCCUAUGAUUUGGAAUGGGAGUUUUACGAAUGUUUGUUGCAAAGUUUGUUGGAAAUGGCAUCAUUUGUGAUUGUGUUGGCACUAAUGUCUCUUCAAAUUUCCGCAACAUUUUCCGUCAACAAAACAUUGCAGACAUUUUGCAUUGGAUCCUAUGGAAACGUGUUUGCUGUCCUGUCGGUUAUAUGGCAUUUACAUUUACUAUGGUCGUACAGAAUACUCACCGAACUGUUUAUAUUCAUAUCUCACGUGCAAGCGCAGCGAGGUGGUUGCUUACUUGUAUUACUUGUAUCACUCUCAACUCUAACAAUUAUCCAUCCAUUCUCAACGAAUGUUAAAAUUCACUCAUUUUCAGCAAUGUACAAUAUAACUCUGACUAGAAGUGUCCUUGUCGUUCUAAUGGCCACUGUCAUUUCACGUUGUGUCGGCCUAUUGAUGGACUUGUUCUGUUUUAUUUAA
Brugia malayi is the source of this 759-nucleotide messenger RNA. RefSeq lists its product as uncharacterized. The transcript has 4 exons. Bases 1 to 759 code for a protein of 252 amino acids. The record is from RefSeq and is a predicted model, not a curated record. Gene Ontology annotation, biological process: regulation of plasma membrane sterol distribution; sphingolipid metabolic process; intracellular sterol transport. Gene Ontology annotation, cellular component: cortical endoplasmic reticulum; Golgi apparatus. NCBI's taxonomy places the organism in Eukaryota, Metazoa, Nematoda, Chromadorea, Rhabditida, Onchocercidae.